Molecule: messenger RNA, 2195 nt
Organism: Williopsis jadinii
Lineage: Eukaryota; Fungi; Ascomycota; Saccharomycetes; Phaffomycetales; Wickerhamomycetaceae
Exons: 1
Coding region: 72-2177 (701 amino acids)
Source: RefSeq, a predicted model, not a curated record
CUUUGAUGGCUGUUAGGGUCUUGAGACAUUGGUAAACGGGAGGUGAAGAGCAAGAGAUCGGUGACGAGGUGAUGGCCAAAUACCUGAAGAAACAGAAGAGGAAGAAAGGCAAGUCACAGCAGCCCUUAGGGCUGCCUAAGAAGACUAUGCUUUUAGGGGAUAAGGACGAAGUGUGGCAGUGGAGUAUUAAUCAAGAUAUGGACGUUGUUGUGAAGCCCAUUGGGAGAUCUUUCAUCGAGUUGGACAACACGGUCACGGAGUCACAAGGGGUUGAGCUGUUUUUCAACUGUGAUAUGCCCCCUCUCAUUGUUGAAAGGGAAGAAGAGGAGCUGAUAUUUGUGAAGGAUGACAUGUUCCCGUUGACCAGGGACGUUCAAAUACCACACAGCGUUGGUAAGCGACAUAGGAUCUCGAAUCCUUCAGUGUACUCGAAAGACCACAGAGGGCUAUUACCAACACUGCCAAACCUCGUGUAUGAAGAUUAUCCCUUAUUGAGGCCCUUGAAGGCGACAUCGAAAUCAAGCGAGAUCUCCCGAGAUGCCUUUGUGAAGAACUACUUGGAGAAGUUCUUCAAAGCUCUUCGAAGGGGAAUUGACAUGAGUCCAGAUAGUGUGGAGAUGUGCUUUAUUGACAUCAGCACAACGCAGAAAUGUCCUGAGAUACUUGAUCCAUGUGCGCUGGAUCUCAAUAUGUACCUGAUGAUGAUCCAUGACAUGAUAUGGCAUCCUAUGGUUGAUAUUUACAGCCUGUUGGUGUAUCUUGACAAGAAGAUGCUUGACGCCUUCGUCAAGGGUAGCAGGUUUCCACCAGAGUCCCCAACGCUAUCGCCAAGGUGUCCUGUGAAUAUGAAACCGAUUGGGGUGUUAUGCGAUACCGAGUUUGAAUGGGGCAUAUUUGACGACAAGGACGCUUUGAUCAACAGAUUACUAUGCCAUGUGGAAAUCUGCGAACUAGGGCUGGCGAUAGCUGAAGGAUAUGAGCUGUGUAUGGGCUCCAAGGGUGAAUUCAAGGGCAAAGUUGCCGGUGCUGAAUUCACCAAGAGGGAUAACUUCAUGAAGAAGUUCCACAAGUGUGUAUCGAUCUGCCUCAGUUCACAUACGAGAAAAUUCAUAAUGAUGGACUAUAACUGGUGUGGAUGCUUCAUCAUCGAUGACGUAUUAGACGGUGAGAUUGAAGACGUUUCGAAGUUGCUUAGUAACGUCAAGACAAGGCAUUUCACUUUCUCCAACUUCAACAACGACAGCGUAUUAACCAUGAGAAACGUGAUCGGAGCCUUCCUAUACGAAACCCCUGAACAGUCCAUUGAGGAUUCAAAAUUCAUGGCAAAGCUCAACAAAAAGGUCUCAAAGGAAUGGGCCGAGUUCAACUCUAUGGACAGAUCCAAUUUGGUGCUAGCUCAUGACGGUCAACGGAUCAAGAGGUUCAAACCAUCCAGCAUAACGUACACCACGUCUAAUGGACUGGACUUUGAGAAGUACAAGGUUGACUUGGACCGUUCCAUGGUGGGCAUCAUCGCCGUGGGACCACAGUGGUCGUGCCAGACGCUAAUAGUUGAUGGUGCGAAGCUGUUCGUGGACCAAGAUCACAAUCAGAGCAAACCUGGGAACUCGUUGCUAUCGAUAUACGACGAGUAUUACCAGGGAAGCACGGCGUUGAUGUCUGUGAGACACCCGUCCACUCCGAUGUACAAGAUGUCCAACGCCCACGUCGACGGUGUUCUCGAGCUCAAGACCAACGCACUGGACCUCAUACAGAGAUGGAGCACCAACGUGCUCGCCUAUCUGAAGCUCAGCGAGCUGUAUGGCGACUGUAUUGGAAGAGUGCUCAAGUACGGCUAUCUGGAGGACGUUAGCAGCAACGCCGACACGCUGCACUUCAGAGCAGACGGCUACUUCAUCAUGUACGAGCCGAUAACGGAGGUCAACGACGACCUGCUACCAGUCGACACUCACAGCAAAGAGCACUACGAAAUGGCACUGCAAACGCUCCAAAGAAUCCACAGCCACGGCGUCACCUUCAGGCCUAACAUCUCAAUAGGCGACGACAUCUUGAAGCUCGCCCACGGCAAGGUCUACGUCAUCAACCUGGAGAUGUGCUCGCUGAGCACCAACGCCAACGACAGACGGAGGGACGUGGCCGAUCUCCAGCGGGCUUUCAACGUGAAGCACUCUGUAUAACAACACCAUUGUGUAUAA